Molecule: messenger RNA, 702 nt
Organism: Xyrauchen texanus (razorback sucker)
Lineage: Eukaryota; Metazoa; Chordata; Actinopteri; Cypriniformes; Catostomidae
Product: protein mono-ADP-ribosyltransferase PARP15-like
Exons: 3
Coding region: 148-702 (184 amino acids)
Biological process (GO): negative regulation of gene expression
Cellular component (GO): nucleus; cytoplasm
Molecular function (GO): NAD+ poly-ADP-ribosyltransferase activity; transcription corepressor activity
Source: RefSeq, a predicted model, not a curated record
CCUACCUUCUGUUGUUGAACCCCGUUUCCUGUGUCCUCCUUGACCAUCCUUCCCGUAACUUUGUUACACUCACAUUGCUAUGAAAUGUUCAAAUGGAUACAGACAUCUAACAAAUGGUAACAAAUUUGUCUUUCAAACUCUAAGUUAAUGGAACGGGAUCAGGACCACCUCUUCACCCAAGUCACAUGGUGCAUUCUGGGACCACACGGCAUUUGGCAGAAGGUAGCCAAAGAUAUGAAUCAUAAGCUUGAGAGGGGGGAUGUGACAGGAGGAAUCACGGAUGCACAGGGUGUCAAAUGGACUGUGGAUUUAAGAAAGAUGGAGGCAUGUGGGACAGGGCAGGUGACCCAACUCAAACGACUGGAGAACCUUCCAGAUUUCUCUUUGCCUAUCUACUGGGACAACAUGAGUCAAGGUGAGGUCUUAAAAGUGAUUAAUCUAGAUCAGUCAUCUGCAGAAUACCAGAGGGUGAAAACGGACUUCAAGAAGACCGUCCAAAAAACAGUGCUCAAGAUUCAGCGUAUCCAGAAUGUGCAUCUCCGGCAGUUAUAUGAGGCACGUAAAAAAGAGCUGGAGAACAGGAAUGAUUCCAGAGUGAGAUCAGGAGAGAAGAUCCUUUAUCACGGCACAACGGAGGCAGCCUGCACAUCCAUCAUGAAUACUAACUUUAACCGCAAUUUUGCUGGGCAAAAUCGUAAUUAA